Molecule: messenger RNA, 1518 nt
Organism: Durusdinium trenchii
Lineage: Eukaryota; Dinophyceae; Suessiales; Symbiodiniaceae
Source: the annotation of a GenBank genome assembly
AUGGAACCUGCGCACGACGUGCGCUUUGCCAGCAACGAGAGCCCCCAGAGCCGCGCGGCCCCGGAGCUGUUUGACUUCGUGGAGCAGCAGCACCGUGCUCUGCUGGAGCAGCUCUCGCAACACUUCGAUCGAGAGGAAGGACUGGUCUUUGGGCCGAAAUCCGAAGCUGUGGAGGAUGCCACCCUUGGUCCGCUGGUGUCGCCGCCAUUAUCACGACAGGAUGAAGAAGUCAUACCCACCGGCGUCUCAGGGAAGAUCUUCGAGUUGGGGAUGACGGCUCAGCCUGAGGCGGAUGGCGACAAGGAAGCACCAGACCCUCCGGAACUGGUAUCCCCACGCACGGCAGGGUCCACUGGAGGUGUGGCGGCUCGGCGGUCGUCCUGGUCUGCGGCGAUGAUGGACUACGAAUCCGCGUCCUCGCCCAAAUCCACCACUUCGAGGAAUUUGAGAAACGUGUUGCUGUCCAAUUCAGAGUAUAACAAAUCCUGGAGCAGCAAAUUAGGGCCUCGGUUGGAUACUGCCUCGGUCCUCUUGAUCUCCUUGAAUGCCGUCUUGCUGAUCGCUGAAUAUCAGAUUGAGGGAGAGAUGAUUGGCGUGUCGCUGCGCAAGGGUGAAGAGCCCAGAGUCUUGGCCAGGGACGUUGGCAACUUCUUUCAGUUUAUGGACGUGGUUUUCGAUUUCGUCUUCCUGGUCGAGUGGAUCAUUUGUCUCUUUUGGGUUCGUUCACAACACAGGAGCUGCGUCACGAUGGAAAUCGUUGGCAAUACGCUGCUGGUCAUUUGUGGCCUAAUGGAAGCGGUGCUGAUCAUAGCCACGGCCUGGGGAAUCGAAACCUCGGUCACCACCUUCCACGUGUUGCAUGCCAUCGCCUGCCUACGCGUCGUCCGGUGUUUUCGGGUGCUCCGACUCUUCCAGGGUCCUCAACUUCUUUUGACCGCUUGUAAUACCUUCUUGCAUUCCCUGCUUUGGGCCAUGGUGUUUCUUUUGGUCUUUAUGCUCACCUUCAGCCUGGUCUUGGGCAAUCUCUUGCUGGAGUUCUUUGUCGAUCCAAACGCUUCUGACAGGUAUUGGGUUUGGGAGCGCUAUGGCACCACCCUCCGUGCGAUGUACACGCUCUUCGAGAUCACCUUCAGUGGCAGUUGGCCCAACUCAACACGGCCGUUGAUCGAGAAGGUGAAUGCAGGCUUGGUCUUGUUCUUCGUGGUGUACAUCACCGUGGUGGCCUUUGGACUCAUCCGAGUGAUCACCGCGGUGUUUCUCAAAGACACGUUGGAUGCUGCAGCCAAUGACGCGGAUCACCAAGUCACGUUGCGCCUGCAAAAGAAGGCGGACUAUGCCCAAAAGCUGGAGGCGAUCUUUGGAGCCAUCGACCGCGAGGGCAACGGUCUGAUCACCGAGGAACGCUUAGUCGAAGCCCUGGACUAUCCUGUGGUCAGAGCAUACUUUCAAACCUUGGACUUGGUGCCUUUCCUUCGGUUCCGAGAGCUUCUUCCAUGGAACGGUCGAUUUAAAGCCUGA